Messenger RNA from Penicillium riverlandense, 1905 nucleotides. RefSeq lists its product as uncharacterized. Bases 1 to 1905 code for a protein of 634 amino acids. Lineage: Eukaryota; Fungi; Ascomycota; Eurotiomycetes; Eurotiales; Aspergillaceae. The transcript has 5 exons. The record is from RefSeq and is a predicted model, not a curated record.
AUGUUCUACUCCGUCAUCGGCGAAAUCAUUUCUCAGAUCGGGAUUCCACAGACAAGGAGUCGCUUGUUCCCAGUGGAUCCAUUUGCAGAGAGGCCAAUAGUGAUAAAUGAUCAAGUCGAUGCGAACUAUUCGGAGGAAUUAAAUUCGAUACCACCAGUUAUAACAGAUGGCUUUGGUGCUAAUCAGAGGGCCGUUCAACCGCUGGUGCAAGGGCCCCAAGCGGCUGCACGAGAGACGGAAGUUUAUGAGAACACCGCCCUUUUCCCAGGAGAAGAUCCAAACGCCAAUUACCUGAAUAUCCUUUUCAAUCCGCCAGUCCUCCCACACCUUUCCUCAAGCGACCUAAUGUAUGACGCAAAUUCUCUGGGCCAUAAUGGCGGGGAGAUCUUUGAUGUCCACACAAAUACUUUUGUCGAGAAUGUUUCACGAUCAGAUUCCAGAAACGCCGAUUGCGCACUGAAAAGAAUCAAUACCUCCUGGCCAGCAAGAGCGGAAUCUCCCACCCGGCCUCGGCUCUGGCAAGAUGUCGCCUUUGGCAGUAUGGACAACAUCUUUUCAAGUCCUGCCUUUGACAUGAUGGUUGAGCCUGCUAGCCAGACGCCAGAAAGUGAUAAUGGCACAGAAAUCGAUCUAAAUUAUGACAUCAAGCGGCGCCUCCGAGAUUUGAAGCGCAAUAUUUCGGAAGAGGCCAUGGACUUCAUCAAAAAGACCUAUCCGGCUGCACAAGGUUAUGGUUUCUUCUGUUCCCGUCUUGGUCAAUCCUUCGAAUCACUGUACCCGCCACUCUUGGAUGAAGAGGGCCGAUGGAAGGCAUGGAGCAGGGUAGAAGCAACAAAAAACUUGAUAAUCGGUCUUCUACUGCACGACUCGUGGCUCUCGGGACUUUUCUCCUCGAGUCCCAUCAUUUCCGCAAACUCAAUAUAUCUCGCCCUCCCUAGUGAAGAUCUUCUCUACCGAGCUCCCUCUGCCGAAAAAUGGAUGCAGCUGGUAGCCCAAGGCUCCAGCACACUGACACCGACGUUGGAACUGUCAUUCUAUGGAUUCCAUCUGCCAGAUGUACCAUGCCCAGUUCAUGCUUUCUCCAUGUACGGGCUGUUAUGCUCGAUUCUCCUGCGUGUCUCAGCAGACUGCCACCGAUUAGUCUCCAGUUCCGAUUUAUUUUCACCUGAACAACACAAUAGCAUUCCCUGGAAUAUUUGUCGCAUAGAUAAGCGCGGCAGCAUCGCCGGUCGUCUUCUCAUGCAGACCAUCCAGUCCUACGACCAGACCUUUCGCGAGUCGAAUCCAAACUGCAUCGUGAUAUGGCACAGCGUGUGCAUUCUAUUGACCAUUGAUAUCAAUGUCCUGGAGCGUGGCGCUGGUCGGCACGGCCUAGAGGCAAUGCAUGAGGCCCGUCGAGCUCUUGCGCGGUGGGCACAAACUCCAAGCGCGCGGCGGUCAUGUCUGCAUGCCGCUCAGAUAUUUCGCACCCUAUCCCAUCGAAAUCCAGCGGAUGGAACGGCGUUUCAAUCUGUCCGUGCUUUGUUUAUGUCUGCUCUCGUGCUCGGACUGUACAUUUUGAUGGGGCCGACAUACGAGAGAACUGGUGAAAGUGGUGUCUUUGACUUGGCAGAUGCGGAAGUUGACUGGAAGGAGGUUGGAGAUGAAGGGAUUUCCAUCUCCGGUUUACCAGAUCCAAGUCACACAUCCAGUCAGAAUGCUGAGGAGAAUCCGGCCGUCUACUUCAUCCGCCAUGGUGGACCCAUCCUCUUCUCCGGCAAAACAUACCGCCCGGGAGCUCGGCACGCGCAACGCAUGAUACUGGACUUCGCCGGGCUGUUAGACGAGGUGGGUACACACUGGAUGGCAGAUUAUGCGCGUCUGCUAUACAUGGUGAAUGACACCAUGGGGAAUCCAGGGACAUGA